UGUCUCUUCAGGCUGUGGUGGAGUGCCUGGUGUGGUGUGGACAGAGUCUUGCAUGCCUCGAUACUUCAGUUGUCUUCAACAGUAUUCGUUACCAUCUGUGUGACAGAACAAUUUCGCAGUAUGGCGUUAAACCUCACCAUCAACGCAAACAACCCUCCUUUAGGGGCGCUUCUGGCAGCAGAACAUGUGAGGAGCAGUGUGCAGGUAUCAGUGGAAGAAGGCAAAGAUACCCGGCUUCACAUCUCAGACUCGAUCCAGUUUAACGAUGGUAACUCUAUCAGCCGCUACUUGGCUCGGGUGGCUCCUGCUCUUGGCCUCUAUGGAGCCAACACAAUGGAACAGACCGAGGUUGACCACUGGCUGGAGUUCAGCGCUCAGCGUCUGUGUGAUCAGCCCGGCUUGACUGGGGCACUUGGGGAACUGGACAAGGUCCUGUCCCUGCGGACCUUCCUGGUUGGACAUGCCCUCACCCUGGCUGACCUGUCUGUCUGGGCUGCCCUCAAAGGUCAUGUGGAGUGGCCAAGCCAGGGUAAAUCCUUCCCCCAUGUCAAUCGCUGGUUCUCCUUCCUGAGCUCACAGGUUCCCUUUACUGCUGUGGGUAACAAGUAUGCCAGUAAGAAGGCUCCUAUGAGCAAAUCCAAUUCUGACGAGAAGAAGCAGGAUGUCGGAAAGUUUGUGGAUUUGCCAGGAGCUGAGAUGGGCAAGGUGGUGGUUCGAUUCCCUCCUGAGGCCAGCGGAUAUCUGCACAUUGGCCACGCCAAGGCUGCCCUGCUCAACCAACACUAUCAGGUCACAUUUAAAGGGAAGCUCAUCAUGCGCUUUGAUGACACAAACCCCGAGAAAGAGAAGGAAGAUUUUGAGAAGGUGAUCCUUGAAGAUGUUUCCAUGCUCCAGAUCCAUCCAGACCAGUUUACCUAUACCAGCGACCACUUUCCAACCAUAAUGCGAUAUGCAGAGCAGCUGCUUGCUGAGGGAAAGGCCUACAUCGACAACACGCCACCAGAACAGAUGAAGCAGGAGCGGGAACAGCGCACUGAGUCCAAAUGCAGAAACAAUACUGUGGAGCAGAACAUGAAGAUGUGGUCGGAGAUGAAAGCAGGGACAGAGCAGGGUCAGACGUGCUGUAUGAGAGCCAAGAUUGACAUGAACUCCAACAACGGCUGUAUGAGAGACCCCACCCUCUACCGCUGCAAGAACACUCCCCAUCCACGUACAGGAGGCACCUACAAAAUCUACCCAACAUACGACUUUGCCUGUCCCAUUGUGGACAGUUUGGAGGGUGUUACCCAUGCUCUUAGGACCACUGAGUACCACGAUCGUGAUGAGCAGUUCUACUGGAUAAUCGACGCUCUGCGCCUCCGGAAACCCUACAUCUGGGAGUAUGCCAGACUCAACCUCAACAACACUGUGCUGUCCAAGAGAAAGCUCACGUGGUUUGUUGACCAGGGAUAUGUAGAUGGAUGGGAUGACCCUCGCUUCCCAACUGUCCGAGGAGUCCUGAGGAGAGGAAUGACUGUGGAGGGUCUGAAACAGUUCAUUGCAGCCCAGGGUGGAUCGAGGUCAGUGGUGAACAUGGAAUGGGACAAGAUCUGGGCUUUCAAUAAGAAGGUCAUUGACCCAGUAGCUCCCAGGUACACAGCUCUGUCCAACUCCUAUGUGGUUCCAGUUUCUGUCCCAGAGGCUGCAGAGGAGAUGAAGGAAGUGGCAAAACAUCCGAAGAACACAGAGGUAGGACUGAAGGAAGUUUGGUAUGGACCUAGAGUUCUGGUUGAAGGGGCUGAUGCUGAGACUUUCACAGAGGGAGAGGUGGUCACUUUUAUCAACUGGGGCAACCUCAUCAUCACCAAGAUCAACAAAGGGGCUGAUGGUAAGGUUGUGUCCAUGGAGGCUCGUCUGAAUCUGGACAACAAAGACUACAAGAAGACAACAAAGAUCACAUGGCUGGCUGAAACAAACGGUGCUCCCCUUCUGCCUACCAUCUGCAUCAACUACCAGCCACUCAUCUCCAAAGCAGUCAUCACCAAAGACGAUGACUUCAAAGAGUACAUUAAUAAAAACAGCAAGCUGGAAGAGAAGAUGCUUGGGGAUCCUUGCCUGAAGAACCUGAAGAAAGGUGACAUCAUCCAGCUCCAGAGGCGGGGCUUCUAUAUCUGUGACCAGCCCUAUGAGCCAGUCAGUCCUAACAGCUGUAAGGAGAGUCCUUGUGUUCUGCUCUACAUCCCUGAUGGUCACACUAAGGAGAUGCCAACUGCUGGAUCCAAGGAGAAGGACAAGAGCAAGAGCCAGCCCCCCAGCAAGACACCUGCCACACCUACCAAGGCUGCUUUGACCUCUGCCCCGGCUCCACCCUCAACCUCAGCAACUAACCUGUUCUCAAGCAUUGUUGCACAAGGUGAAGCUGUCCGCCAGCUAAAGGCUGCCAAAGCUGCUAAGGAUGAAGUAGACAAAGCAGUUCAGAAACUCCUCUCUCUAAAGGCGCAGUUUAAGCAGGAAACGGGUAUGGACUACAAACCAGGCAUGACUCCUCCCACCUCUGCCCCAGCCCCACCUACCUCAUCGGACUCCUGUCCAUACACUCGUGUUACCCAGCAGGGUGAGGUAGUCAGGAAGCUGAAAGCAGAGCAGGCACCUAAGGACCAGAUUGACGCUGCAGUGAAGCAGCUCCUCGCUCUCAAGGCAGAGUUUAAACAGCUGACCGGUCAGGAUUACAAACCGGGGAAGGCCACACCCACCUCCUCUGCUCCUUCUCCUGUGACCUCCUCCUCCUCUCCUUCUGCUUCUUCUCCUGCUGCUGCUUCUUUUUCGAGCCUGUAUGAGCGUGUUGCACAACAGGGGGAGGUCGUGAGGAAACUGAAGUCUGAAAAGGCCCCCAAGGACCAAGUUGAUGCAGCAGUGAAGCAGUUGCUUGCUCUGAAGGCAGAGUACAAACAGGUCACAGGCCAGGAGUACAAGCCUGGAGCAGUCCCAGCUCAGAAAGCACCUGCCCCAGUCCAGAACAGCCCCAGCCCUGCUCCUGCUGCCACUGGCCUCUAUGAGAAGGUCGCCGAGCAGGGAGAAGUGGUCAGGAAGCUCAAGACUGACAAAGCCCCUAAAGAUCAGGUAGAUGCAGCAGUGAAGCAACUGUUGGCUCUCAAGGCAGAAUACAAACAGCAGACUGGACAGGAUUACAAACCAGGACUACAGGCUCCAGCUAGCCCUGCCACAACCCCGGCCAGCACUGCCUCUGCCAAGUCCAGCUCUUCACCACAGGCCCAAGAUUUGUUCUCACAGGUGGCCCAACAGGGAGAACUGGUGAGGAAGCUGAAGUCUGAGAAGGCCCCCAAGGACCAGGUGGAUGAAGCUGUGAAGACUCUACUGGACCUGAAGAGCAAAUACAAGACUCUCACUGGUGAGGACUACAAACCAGUGACUGCUGCUGGAGCCACAGGAGGAGAAGACAAAAACCGCAAGGAGAGGGAGAACAAGUCUGAGAAACAGGGAGGAGGAGGAGGAAAAAAGGGUAAAGGAGACAAAGCUGGUCAAGGCAAGGAGUCAUCAGGAGGAGCAGGAGGCUCGGGAGAGGGUCAGGGGCCCAAGAAACAGACACGGUUGGGCUUGGAGGCCAAGAAAGAGGAAAACCUGGCUGACUGGUACUCUCAGGUCAUCACUAAAGCAGAGAUGAUUGAGUACUAUGAUGUUAGCGGCUGCUAUGUUCUCCGUCCGUGGGCCUUCUCCAUCUGGGAGGCUAUUAAAGAUUUCUUUGACAAGGAAAUUAAGAAACUGGGUGUGGAGAACUGCUACUUCCCUAUGUUUGUCUCUCAGGCUGCCUUGGAGAAGGAAAAGUCUCACAUUGCAGACUUUGCACCAGAGGUUGCCUGGGUGACCCGAUCAGGAAAGACUGAGCUGGCAGAGCCCAUUGCUGUGAGACCCACCAGCGAGACAGUCAUGUAUCCAGCCUACGCUAAAUGGGUCCAGUCCCACAGAGAUCUGCCAAUCAAACUCAACCAGUGGUGCAAUGUUGUGAGAUGGGAGUUCAAACACCCCCAACCCUUUCUGAGGACAAGAGAGUUCCUGUGGCAAGAGGGACAUACAGCCUUUGCCACAAAAGAGGAGGCGGCUGAGGAGGUGCUGCAGAUCCUGGAUUUGUACGCCAAGGUGUAUGAAGAGCUGAUGGCGAUCCCCGUGGUGAAAGGCAGGAAGACGGAGAAGGAGAAGUUCGCAGGAGGAGAUUACACAACCACUGUAGAGGCAUUCAUCUCUGCCAGCGGUCGAGCCAUCCAGGGUGCUACAUCCCACCAUCUGGGUCAGAACUUCUCCAGGAUGUUCGAGAUCGUGUUUGAAGAUCCCAAGAAGCCGGGUGAGAAGCAGCUGGCUUUCCAGAACUCCUGGGGAAUCACAACCAGGACCAUUGGUGUCCUCACCAUGGUACAUGGAGACAACAUGGGACUUGUACUGCCACCCAGGGUGGCUUGCCUGCAGAUUGUCAUCAUCCCAUGUGGGAUCACUGCAUCUCUGCCAGAGCAGGAGAAGGAGGCGCUGUUAGCCCAGUGCUCCAAAUAUCUGAGCAGGCUGCUGGAUGCUGGCAUCAGGGUGAAGACUGACAUCCGAGACAACUACUCCCCAGGGUGGAAGUUCAACCACUGGGAGCUCAAGGGAGUUCCUAUUCGCCUGGAGGUGGGCCCUAAAGACAUGCAGCAGCGCCAGUGUGUCGCAGUGAGGAGAGACUCUGGUGCAAAGGUGACAAUUCCAGAAGAUGAGGUAGAGAAGAAGCUGACCGCCAUGUUGGAGGACAUCCAGAACAGCCUGUUCAAGAAAGCUUCAGAUGACCUGAAGACCCACAUGGUGGCUGUAGACACGAUGGAACAGUUCCAGAAAGAGCUGGACCAGGGCAAGAUUGUCCAGAUCCCAUUUUGUGGAGGAAUUGAAUGCGAGGACUGGAUCAAGAAAACCACUGCCAAGGACCAGGACCUUGAGCCUGGAGCUCCAUCCAUGGGAGCCAAGAGCCUCUGUAUUCCCUUCUCUCCCCUGAAGACCCUGCAGCCUGGUCAGAUGUGCGUCAGCGGCAAGGAGCCUGCUCAGUACUACACUCUGUUUGGACGCAGCUACUAAAGAGCGACUCAUCUGGAGCAGCAGAAUGAACAUCUUAGUAGAAAAGGGCUUUCCCACCUUUCUUUUUACCUGUGUCUUUGUUUCUGAUCUUUUGUGGGUGUAUAUGUUACUGGGGGUGACUGAACUGCGGGAUACAGAAUGGGAAGAUGUUGGCAUUUUUUUGUUUUUUUUAACAUAUGUAACAGUAGUGUAUCUGAAAGGAAGUAAAAGCGGGAGAAACUAUCACUCUUUGAAUUCUGUUAUGAUCAGUUAUCUCCCCUAAAUGGCUUAUUACUCUCCCAAGGCCAUCUCAGAAGAGGUGCACAGGGAUAGAAAUUACCAACAGUCAGACAGGUUUGUCAAUAUCUGAUAUGUUAUCUCCUACAGUCCUAAAUAUUGCUACUAAAAUAGUAAUAGCAGCUGGUGGAUUUGGAAACCACUCUAAUAAUAUGUACCUUUUUAUAGCUCCCUACCUAAAAUCUGAAAUUUUAGGUAGAGCUGGGAAAUGGUGAGCACUCAUAAAAAGUACAGAUGGAAAAAAUCAGGAGGAAAAUUACUGUCUAUGUUUAUCUAUGGGAAAAGUACUCUUUGCCUUUUAAGAGUUUCAUCUCAUUUGCAGGCAGACCAUCUCAGGAACUCCACAGGUACUCAGGCUUGUAGUCCAGAUGUCAUUCUCACAGCUUUGUCAGCCUUGUUCUGUAUGGUUACAAUAUGUGGCUCACAGCUUCAUCCUUCAUAUCCACCAGAGCCAAAUGAUGUACAGCUGUGAUGAACUAUGUAUGUGGGUAAUAGCCAGUGAUGUAGCCUUCUGUCACUUCACUCCCAUGAAAGAACUCCACACAGUGUCUAUAAUAAAGUCAUUUCCAUUGCAAA
Amphiprion ocellaris (clown anemonefish) is the source of this 5940-nucleotide messenger RNA. RefSeq names its product glutamyl-prolyl-tRNA synthetase 1 (gene eprs1). Gene Ontology annotation, cellular component: cytoplasm; aminoacyl-tRNA synthetase multienzyme complex. Gene Ontology annotation, biological process: translation; glutamyl-tRNA aminoacylation; prolyl-tRNA aminoacylation. Lineage: Eukaryota; Metazoa; Chordata; Actinopteri; Pomacentridae. Gene Ontology annotation, molecular function: glutamate-tRNA ligase activity; ATP binding; proline-tRNA ligase activity. The transcript is spliced from 35 exons. The record is from RefSeq and is a predicted model, not a curated record. Bases 121 to 5088 code for a protein of 1655 amino acids.